CAAAUUUGUGAGGUUUUGUCGAAUAACAAAUCCAGUUUAAAAAAUCACAAGAAUACAUUCCGGUUCUAGCUUAUUUAAAGAUUUUCACAGUUUAGAAAAUGGCACAACAAUGUCAAUUGUGGAUGGGAAGUUUGCAGCCAUACAUGGAUGAGACCUUUAUAGUAGCUGCUUUCCAAAGAAUGGGAGAAAAUCCAAUAACAGUGAAAUUGAUGAAGAACAAGUAUUCUGGAGAUGCAGCCGGCUAUUGUUUUGUCUCUUUUGAUACUGACGAUAUUGCUAUUAAUGCGAUGCACAAAUUAAAUGGAAAGCCGAUACCUGGAACAAAUCCAGUCAUUCGUUUUAAACUUAAUUCUGCAAUGACUUCUCACAACAAGCAAUUUAUGGCCGAACGUGAAUUCAGUCUUUGGGUUGGAGAUUUGUCUGUUGAUGUAGAUGAUUAUAAACUCUACAGAGCGUUCUCAAACAAGUAUCAAUCGAUUAAGGCUGCCAAAGUGAUUAUGGACAAUUCGGGAUUUUCACGAGGCUACGGAUUCGUUAAAUUUGGUCUUGAAGAGGAGCAAAAGAAUGCAUUAUAUGAAAUGAAUGGAUAUGUUGGGCUCGGAACGAAACCUUUGAAAAUAUGCAGUGCAGUUCCAAAACCAAGAGACGGAAUGGGUGGUGGAGGUGGACAUCACCAGCAGCAGUCAGCCACAAGUAUCGUACAGCAAGCAUAUGAUAAUUAUUCUCAAUACUAUAAUCAAUAUAAUCAACAACCACAAUAUUAUGGACAGCAAAGCUAUGUCCCCCAAAACCAACAACAAGCAUAUGGAUAUGAUGCACAGCAGCAAGGCCAUGUUUAUGGAUAUAGUCCACAGCAACAGAUGGACCCUUCAGCUUAUCAUAAACAAAACUGACUUUCUGUAACUCUUAAAGAAUUUUAAAUGUUUCAUGAUCAACCAAGAUAAUUUUUUAGCAACAUCGCUUAACAUUUUUAAUUAAUUAAAGAAGUUAAAUAAAAAUUCACUUUGAAGAUUUAAUGAAAUAUAUAUUUUAAGAGAGGCCUAAUGCUCUAGUCUUUUUGGAAAAUGAUAGUUAUGUAUAUUGGAAUGUGAUCUACCCCAAAAAUUAUAAAUUUGAAUAAAACUAGAAAUUUUCGUGAGUUACAAUGGUCAUAAAAAU
Molecule: messenger RNA, 1158 nt
Organism: Chironomus riparius
Lineage: Eukaryota; Metazoa; Arthropoda; Insecta; Diptera; Chironomidae
Source: the annotation of a GenBank genome assembly